CCGAGGCCGGAGUGGCUCCAGUCCCUGCCGGGGGGCUCCAUGGAGAAGGCGGCGGCGGCAGCAGCAGCAGCAGCGCAGGGCGGCCCCGAAGGCGCGGCAGCCGCGGGCGGAGGUAGUAACAGCAGCAGCCGCAGCAGCAGCCGUCCCACGUCGGCGGGCUCCUCGCCUUGCUCCUCGGCUAGCCGGGGGCUCUCGGGCCGCCAGGCAGGAGCGGCCGGGGCUGCGGCGGGAAGGCUGGACGGAGGCGGUGGCGGCAGCAGCAGCAGCCCCAGUUCGGCCGCGGCCAGUCCCGGAGCGGGCGGCGGAGGGGGACUGACGACGCCCGGCAGGAAGACGGAGCCGGUGCUCGAGGGGACCCUGAGCAAGUACACCAACCUCCUGCAGGGCUGGCAAAGCAGGUACUUCAUGCUAGAUUUUGAGACUGGAAUUCUACAGUAUUUUGUGAAUGAACAAAGUAAAAACCAGAAGCCGCGAGGGCUGCUGUCCUUAGCCGGGGCUGUCGUUUCUCUCAGUGACGAAGCUCCAAACAUGUUGGUAGUAUACUCUGCUAAUGGAGAAAUGUAUAAACUGAGAGCUGGUGAUGCAAGAGAGAGACAGUACUGGGUGACUCAGCUCAGAUCCUGUGCCAAGUAUCACACGGAAGGCAACUCAAAGAGCUCUUCAUCUUCACGAAUGAAAGGCUUGUCUUUGUUUCCUCAUGGAGCAGCCAACUCCACAUUUCUUGGUUCCCAAAAAAACCUGAAUCAGAGCGGACAGCCAGUUGUCACAAUUACACACCACAAAUCUCCUGUGGCAGCCCGAAAAGCCAAGGCACAGCGCUCUGGCCAUCUCCAUGAAGUCAGAGAGAUGAUGAGCCAAGUGGAGGGACAGCAGAAGAACCUUGUGCAAGCCAUUGAAUCCCUCCCAGCUUCUGGUCCUCUUUCUGCCUUGGAUCAAGACUUGCUGCUUCUAAAAGCUACCUCUGCUGCCACCCUCAGCUGCCUUGGGGAAUGUCUGCAUUUACUACAGCAGGGCAUGCACCAAGUGAGCCACCAUAGUAGUAACAGGUCAUUGACUUCAGAAAGUCUACUAGGAUGGCAUGGGCCAAAGUCUCAUUCCACAGAACCACUGAAAAAUGGUGCCGUUAGUUCUUUGACAUCUGCCAGUGCCAGUCUUUCCUGGGCAAUAGUACCAAGUACAACACAAGAUGGACACAUACAGUCAACUAUAGAGUGUUCAACUCGCGAAUCGAUUCUGGUUGAAGAUGAGGUGACAGAUACUGAAGAUAAUGCAGAGGAUGAUUUAGGAGUUAUGGAUGAUCAGCGGAGCAUAAUUCUUCAUCUCAUCUCACAACUGAAACUUGGAAUGGACCUAACCAGGGUAGUCCUUCCAACUUUUAUUUUGGAGAAGAGGUCCCUGUUGGAGAUGUAUGCAAACUUCCUGGCACAUCCAGACCUGUUUUUGUCGAUCGCAACAGGGACCACGCCUGAGGACAGAAUCAUUAACUUUGUGGAGUAUUACUUAACGGCCUUUCAUGAAGGCCGCAAAGGAGCUGUUGCCAAGAAGCCCUACAACCCAAUAAUUGGAGAAACUUUUCAUUGCUCUUGGGAUGUGCCUAAAGACAAAGUGAAACAAUCCAAAACUAAUUGUGCCUCACCAGCUCCCAAGGACCAUGUCAAGGGGGUUGGCCAGGAUCCAUCUGCGUGCUACAAGCUGAGGUUUGUAGCUGAACAAGUAUCCCAUCACCCACCAGUAUCUUGCUUUUACUGCGAGUGCAAGGAGAAGAAGGUGUGUGCGAAUGUUCAUGUGUGGACCAAAAGCAAGUUCAUGGGGAUGUCUAUAGGUGUUUCUAUGGUAGGUGAAGGUGUUAUCUAUCUACUGGAACAUGGGGAGGAAUAUGUAUUCACGCUGCCUAGUGCCUAUGCACGCUCUAUACUUACCAUUCCUUGGGUGGAGCUUGGAGGUAAAGUCAACAUUCAUUGUGCCAAGAGUGGCUACUCGGCUGCUGUCACAUUCCAUACCAAGCCUUUCUAUGGAGGAAAAGUACACAGGGUCACGGCAGAGGUGAAGCAUAAUCCCACCAAUACCAUUGUAUGUAAGGCACAAGGGGAAUGGAAUGGCAUGCUAGAAUUUACAUACAGCAAUGGAGAAACCAAAACAAUUGACACCGCUAAGCUACCCAUUAUCCGCAAGAAGAUUAGACCCGUAGCAAAACAAGGUCCGUUUGAAUCGAGGCAUCUCUGGCAACAUGUCACCAGCGCCCUGAAAGCAGACAACAUUGUUCUAGCGACAGAGCAUAAGCACCUCCUUGAAGAAAGGCAGAGAGCAGAGGAGAGACAACGGGAAGUUAGCAAUACACCAUGGAAACCAAAAUAUUUUAUUAAAGAGGGUGAUGGAUGGCUCUACUUUGACCCCCUCUGGAAGACCCACUGAUAACACCUGAACUCAUGAGAAGCCUGUUUCCUAGAGGCAUUAAACAGAUGCACUAUUUACAUUUCAGGUGUGAUUAAGUCUUGCUAUAAAUUAAAAGCUGUGUACUGUGAAUAAUACAAUUCUGAACAGCUAAAUGCUCGAGUUUACUGAGAAACCAUUUGGUGUGCAUCUGUAGACUUGCACACUUACUGUGUAUUAUGUAAAAGCCUAUUGUACACACACACACACACAGAGAGAGUAUCUGAUCUUUUGCACUGAAGCC
Gekko japonicus is the source of this 2674-nucleotide messenger RNA. RefSeq names its product oxysterol binding protein like 10 (gene OSBPL10). Gene Ontology annotation, cellular component: cytosol; intracellular membrane-bounded organelle; membrane. Gene Ontology annotation, molecular function: cholesterol binding. Lineage: Eukaryota; Metazoa; Chordata; Lepidosauria; Squamata; Gekkonidae. The coding region runs from base 40 to 2412 and encodes 790 amino acids. The record is from RefSeq and is a predicted model, not a curated record. The transcript is spliced from 12 exons.